Doryrhamphus excisus (bluestripe pipefish) is the source of this 2407-nucleotide messenger RNA. The record is from RefSeq and is a predicted model, not a curated record. NCBI's taxonomy places the organism in Eukaryota, Metazoa, Chordata, Actinopteri, Syngnathiformes, Syngnathidae.
GAUGUCAAUAAUUUAAACAUCGAAAAAAAUUAUGGGGACUCAUCUUGAGCAGACUUCAAUACCGUCGCAAGAUGGCAGCGGUGUGACGCAAUGGGCGUUCAAGCGGCCGUAAAGCAGCCAUUGAAGACGGGAAAAUGCGGAAGUCGGCAGGAGGAGGAAAAACAAGGCAGAAGUUAGCAACCUUUUCCCGUGUGGUUUCAGUCACCAAAAUGUUGAAAGAGUUGGUGAAGGAGCGACUCAUGGCGGCAGCCGACGAAAUAUUCGCUCUGUUUGAAAGAACGAUAGCGUCCUACGAGGAGGAACUUUGUCGAACAAAAGAGGAGAACGAGCGGCAAAGACGACAACUGGAAGCUGUUAGCAAGACUCGAACGGUGCUACACAUCGUCGGCGCCCAGCAGCUGUUCGGUCGUCAAGAAGAAGAAGAAGAAGGGGGUGGGGGCGCCACAGGAUCCGCAGAGGAUCCACAGCCCGCCUACGUUAAAGAGGAGGAAGAGGAAGUCUGGACCACUCAGGAGGGAAAGUGUCUUCUGUGGCCCGAGGAAACUGAUCCCACAAAGCUGCAACCGACUGGUGUCUCUGUGAAGACGGAAGCGCUUGAUGACAAACCUGCGUCCUCAAGUGAGGAGAACAGAGGGGCGGAGCCUCCGCGCAGUAGCUCACCACGGCACAUGACAUCAAAAGCUGAAGGAGACCACCUCUUCGCUCCGCUCUUAGACAGUGAUGACGGAACGUCUCAGCAUCCAGAGGACGACACCCGGGAACCUUUGAGCAGCGACACAGACCGUGAAGGCCAUGCAAGGACUCACACUGACGAUAAACGCUCUGAGUGCUCUCAAAAGAAGACAGAUGUCAGACGGCCAGUUGGUCGUCAAGAAGAACGCCCGCCUGCGACACAUCAGGAGGAUCCCCAGCCCUUCUGUGUGAAAGAGGAAGAGGAGGAACUCUGGUCCGCUCGGGGGGAAGAGUGUCUUCUCUGGCCGCAGGAGGCUGACGUCACCGAGCUGCCACUGACUGUUGUCUGUGUGAAGACUGAAGAUCAAGAAGACAAACCGCAGGCACGAUCAGAUAGUGACGACACUGAGGAUGAUGACUGGGACGACCCCCAAGAACCUUUGAGCAGCGACGCGGACCCUGAAGGUGACAUGAGGACUGGCGCUGACGGCAAACGCUCCAAAUGUUGUAAAAAGCGGACGGGUAAAGAACGCUUCACUUGCGAAGUUUGCGGUGAAAGCUUUUCCUUUAAGAGCUAUUUGACUCGACACCUGCGGAUACACACAGGAGAAAAACCCUUCAGCUGUGCAGUUUGUGGCGAACGAUUCGCUCAAAAGUCCAACAUGACCACGCACAUGAGGAAGCACACGGGGGAAAAACCUUUCAGUUGUUCCAUUUGCGGGGAAAGAUUCUCUCGGAAGUACACGAUGAGCAUGCACAUGGUGACGCACACGGGAGAAAAACCCUUUCAAUGUGCGGUUUGCGGCGAACGAUUCGCUCAGAAGUCAAACGUGAAGGCGCACAUGAGGACGCACACGGGAGAAAAACCUUUUAGCUGUCCGGUUUGUGGCGAGAGAUUCGCUCACAAGUCGAACAUGCUAAAACACGCUAGGACGCAUGCGUCAGUUGGCUCCGUUCAUGGCCAAGGUUCGCCUAUGGUGAGGAUAAGCGGCGGAAAAUGAAUGAACGAAUCAUCCCAGCGUCAUGUCCAACCUGAUCAUCUGCUGAUCCCAGAUUGGGGGGGCAAAUCUAAGGAUCCGGGAGCCAUAUGCUGAGAUGUUUUUUUUUUUUUUGAUCUUUAAAGAACAGCCUGGCUCUCAGCUUCGUUAGGGUGAUAAAGCGUAUUAUUGAUAUGUCUUUUUACAUUCGUAUUUAUUUUUUGUCUUACAGGUUUCUAUAUGCUCAUAAUAUUUUUACAUCACAUUUCCCCCCUCUUUAUGCUCAUAUUUUAGCUUUACUGUUGUAAUAUUUGUAAUAUUGCAAUACCAACAUUUCUGUUUACCAGAAUAUGAGUUUCAAAAUAUAACAUUUUUAGCCAUUAAUAUUUCAACUUUAUGCUACUUUUUCCUCCUAAUAUAAUGACUUUUUCCCGACGUUUUCAUUUGAGUUUUCCUCUUUCUUGUAUUUUUGAAUGUGCCGCAAUCAUAACGUCUUAGUGAAACAUAAACAUAAGCGAAUAUUGGGUCCGCUUGAGAAUCCAUCCACAUGUCAGUGUAAACAAGUCCUACAGAAACAGUAAUACAUCUUAACAUUCAUCAAUUUAACAUCAUAAUUCACUUAUAUGUAAAAUUGGACUCAACGCUCGCUCUUAUGGCAGCUAAAAUUAAAGUUAUUAUUUUAAACUGCAGGAGUGUGCAUGAUUCGUUAUGGAAAGGAGUUUGUAUUGUCUGAGCUUUUUAUCUUAUAGUAAAAAAAA